AAUAAAAGAUACUCACAUGUUUUAGAGAAUGAAUUUCAAAAGCGAAAAGCUAAAUUUCCAACCUUAAACCUAAGAUUUAGGAAAAAAGUAAGUAAGUAAGUAUACUUUUACUAUCGCCUCGCAUAAACUCGCCUUUUGAGGGAGAGUCUAUUCGAGGGAGGCGUUUAUUUAAAAAAUGACACAAAAGGAGGGGUGUCUAUUUGAGGGGACGUUUAAUAGAAGGGGGCGUUUAUUCGAAGCAUUACAGUAGACAGAAUACAGGAGAGGGUGGUUUUUGUUUUUUACACUUGGUGACAUUUUCAUUUAUGGUCUCUACGAGGGAGUAUCAUUAGCAGUAUCGUUCGCGGGAUUUCCAACUGCUUCGCAACAUGUUUGGAAAAAGCGAUAGGUUUCUUGUAUCUUCUUAUCUUCAAAGAUUUUGAGCAGUUAGCAGAUAGCUCCUACCCUAGUUACUAAAAACAAAAUGGCAGCAUAUUUGGAAGAAGCACUGUCAACCAAUGAUCCAGAAAUGUAUGAGAUCUUGAAGAAGGAAGAUCACCGACAACGUAGUGGCUUGGAGAUGAUUGCAUCAGAAAAUUUUACAAGUCGGGCAGUUUUGGAAUGUUUAGGUUCGUGCUUCACCAAUAAAUAUUCUGAGGGAAAAGCACUUGCUCGCUAUUAUGGUGGAAAUCAAUUCAUUGAUGAAAUGGAAAUUUUGUGCAAGGAAAGAGCUUUAAAAGCUUUUGGGUUGGACGACAAUAAGUGGGGUGUGAAUGUUCAACCCUAUUCUGGUUCACCUGCAAAUUUUGCAGUUUAUACUGGGUUGUUACAACCUCACGACCGCAUCAUGGGUUUAGAUUUACCAGAUGGUGGUCAUCUAACUCAUGGUUACAUGACAGAGAAGAAACGAAUUUCCGCUUCGUCUAUAUUCUUUGAAUCAAUGCCUUACAAGGUUGAUCCAGCUACAGGACUUAUCGAUUACGACAAACUGCUGGAAACAGCCAAGCUAUUUAAACCGAAGUUAAUAAUCGCUGGUGCGAGCGCUUACUCUCGUCUUAUUGAUUAUGAGCGCUUUCGUUCUAUUUGCAAGGAGGUGGGUGCUAUUUUAAUGGCUGACAUUGCUCACUACAGUGGAUUGAUUGCUGCUGGUGCAAUACCAAGUCCGUUUGAAUUUUGCGACGUCGUAACAACAACGACACACAAAAGUUUGCGUGGCUCAAGAUCUGGGAUGAUUUUCUAUCGCGUUGGUGAAAAGUCGGUUGACAAGCAAGGAAACCCAGUUAAAUAUGAUUUUGAACAGAAAAUCGACGGAGCAGUUUUUCCAGCCUUGCAAGGUGGUCCUCACAAUAACAACAUCGCAGGAGUCGCUGUGGCAUUAAAACAGGCCAUGUUACCAGAAUUCAAGGAAUAUGCUGUCCAAAUUAUAAAGAACGCAAAAGCUCUUUCCACUGCUCUUCAAACAAAAGAUUACAAAAUUGUGACUGAUGGAACGGAUACGCACAUGUUCUUGCUCGACGUUCGAAGUUUUGGCAUCGACGGUGCAAAAGUGGAUACCAUUAUGGAAUUGGCAAGUAUAAGUGUUAACCGAAAUACUGUUCCGGGCGAUAAAAGCGCUUUCCGUCCGGGUGGAAUUCGAGUUGGAUUACCUGCAUUGACAACUCGAAAUUUUAAAGAAGUUGAUAUGCAGAUCGUUGCAGGUUUCAUGGAUGAUUGUAUUAAACUAACACAGAAAAUUGAAAGAUCGUUUGGUCUUACCGACAAGCAGUGUCUGUUGCGAGAAUUCAAAGCUGUGUUAAAUAAAGAGAAAUGGCAAAAUGAGAUUGCCGAAAUUAGAACACGUGUGGAGGAGUUCUCAUUAAAAUUUCCAAUGCCUGGCUUUCCGGCUGCUAUUUGAGCGCUUCACCGUAAAUUUUCUUGCUAAAACUUGUCUUAAGGUAGAAAAUACUCCAGAAUCUUAAAUUACAGCCAAGGACAACUCAACGGAAAUAAAAUAGUGUAAAUACGGUUUUGUUUCAAAUUUUAUAUUUUGUAAUUUUUAAGCGUGAAAAUAUUCCAAAUAAAAAUUCCUUACAUACCA
Hydractinia symbiolongicarpus is the source of this 2056-nucleotide messenger RNA. RefSeq names its product serine hydroxymethyltransferase, mitochondrial-like. Gene Ontology annotation, biological process: protein homotetramerization; purine nucleobase biosynthetic process; folic acid metabolic process. The transcript has 6 exons. The coding region runs from base 464 to 1873 and encodes 469 amino acids. Gene Ontology annotation, cellular component: nucleus; cytoplasm; cytosol. Gene Ontology annotation, molecular function: mRNA 5'-UTR binding; cobalt ion binding; zinc ion binding. Lineage: Eukaryota; Metazoa; Cnidaria; Hydrozoa; Anthoathecata; Hydractiniidae. The record is from RefSeq and is a predicted model, not a curated record.